AUGUAUAUAUUUCAUCAGGAGAAAGUAAGGAAACUAACAGAUGAUGCCAAUAGCUACAGUGUGCAAGCCACUGUUGAAGAUGAUCUGUUUUGUCAGUUAGACUUGACCUUGUCAGAUACUAUUAUGCAGUAUGGUGUGGUGGGAGAAGACUCUGGAAAGGCUGCUGCCCUGUAUAAUGGUAGUAGUAGUAGUGGAGACAGUACAGAGGGAGCUAGUGGUGGUAGCAGUACUAGUAGUAGUUCAACUCCAGAAACUAGCAGUACAGAAGAAAGUAACCAUGAUGUGAACAGAUAUCAACUCCCAACAAGAACAAACAAAUCUGUCAAUACAAGGUCCACAGAAGAAAAUGACGACCUAAUCUUUGAGAACGAUCCCAUUGACAUUAUAGAGCAACAGACACCACCUGCCAAUGUAAUUAGUCAUAAAGGAAAAAACAACCAGGACAUCGGUAUUGUGUUUGAAAAUGGACUUGUCAGAAAUCAAAUUACUCAUUGGCCCAGACACUUCAGAUCCUCGUCAUCUGGUAGAAAUAAAGCACAAAACAAACCUACGAACAAACCUAGUCAAAGACAGAAUGAGAAUGGAGCAACGGAAGAGACAUCCCUCAGAGCUGUCCAACCAGAAUCUGCAAAUACCGCUGUUGGAAAUACAAAAACAAAGAAAGAUGUAUUACCAGUCAAUAACAGCAGUAAUCAAAUGAUUUAG
Molecule: messenger RNA, 705 nt
Organism: Saccoglossus kowalevskii
Lineage: Eukaryota; Metazoa; Hemichordata; Enteropneusta; Harrimaniidae
Molecular function (GO): zinc ion binding
Source: RefSeq, a predicted model, not a curated record